AUGAUAAUUAGAAUGAUAAUAUUGAUUAUAGCUGCAACUAUUAUGGUCCAUUUGACUACAGCUCAAGUACCAUAUUUAAAUUGUAUUAGAACCACAUUGACUGCUGCAAUCUGUCUCGAGAACUUUGCUUCACAAAUUGUCGAAAGACACAACAAGCCAGAGGUUGAAGUCAAGACCAACAAAGAACUUCUUUUGAAUCCAAUCGUCAUUGCUCGUAAUAAACAAGAAAAAGUUUUAAUCGAAUCAUCUAUCAACUCUGUACGUAUCAGUGUUUCCAUCAAGAAGUCCGAUGAAGUUGAAGUCAUUCUUGCCAAGAAAUUCGUUCGUUUCCUCGUUCAAAGAGCUGAGAACUUUAUCAUUUUGAGAAGAAAGCCAGUCGAGGGAUAUGAUAUUAGCUUUUUGGUAACCAACUUCCACACUGAAUCUAUGUUCAAGCACAAGCUCGUAGAUUUUAUCAUUCAAUUCUUGGAAGACAUCGACAGAGAAGUCAGUGACUUGAAGAUCACACUCAACUCCAGAGCAAGAAUUGUUGCCUCCGAGUACUUGAAAGAAUAUGCUUAA
This is a messenger RNA of Heterostelium album PN500, 561 nucleotides long. RefSeq names its product actin related protein 2/3 complex (gene arcD). Gene Ontology annotation, cellular component: Arp2/3 protein complex; actin cytoskeleton. The record is from RefSeq and is a predicted model, not a curated record. The transcript is spliced from 4 exons. Gene Ontology annotation, biological process: actin filament polymerization; Arp2/3 complex-mediated actin nucleation. NCBI's taxonomy places the organism in Eukaryota, Evosea, Eumycetozoa, Acytosteliales, Acytosteliaceae. Gene Ontology annotation, molecular function: actin filament binding. Bases 1 to 561 code for a protein of 186 amino acids.